This is a messenger RNA of Caenorhabditis remanei, 816 nucleotides long. RefSeq lists its product as uncharacterized. NCBI's taxonomy places the organism in Eukaryota, Metazoa, Nematoda, Chromadorea, Rhabditida, Rhabditidae. The transcript has 4 exons. Bases 1 to 816 code for a protein of 271 amino acids. The record is from RefSeq and is a predicted model, not a curated record.
AUGACGAUCCAAUCGCCGUCGUCGUCAUCAGAAUUUUGCCAACCAGACGAAAGCACGUUUCUUGUUGGUUUCAAUAGAGUUCGGCGAUAUGGAACAACACAAAGUCAAUCAUCCCCUGCCACCCCGUGCUCAUAUACAAUUUAUCAAGUUCAGCCCGAUGAUACUCUUGAAAGGAUAGCAUUGAAGCAUAAUUGUUCGGUUUCCUCUCUCGUUCGUGCGAAUAAGUUGUGGUCGCCCAGCGCACUGUUCAUGAAACAAUUUAUUCGAAUACCUAUUUUUAAUUCUCAACACCCACCACAGCCUAAUUUGCGACUAUCUUCGCAAGAGAAACAGUGCAAAAAUGUGCCUGCCACUACUGAACGGGUUGAUAAGGGUCUUCUUCUUGAGUGGGUUGCGGUGGACCUUUGGAAGCACUGGGUUCUUCUUUGGUGCUCUGAUAGCCUUGACGACCUCCUCGGAACGGAUGAUGCGGGAGAAAUCGGAGUUGGCCAUGAUUGGGAGUGGGACAGACCAUCCCUUCUUGAGUUGAGAAGAGUUGGCAACAGUGGUUCCGUAGAUGGUGUCGAGCUUCUUGAAUGCGGACUCAGUCCAGAUGAUAAGACGUCCAAGAUGUCCUCCUGGGGCGAGCUUGAGAAGGUUAAGUCUUUCGACGUUCAAGACAUCGACUCCUGGGAUGUUGCGGAAAGCACGAGCGCACUCAGCAUCUUGACCGUAGAUGACAACUGGUCCGAGCUUUUGCUUGUGUUGACGGUUGCGGAGCUUUCCCUUUCCAGCGCGGUUUCUCUUCGAGUUGUAGACCUAAAAUCACUAUCGUAG